Molecule: messenger RNA, 1837 nt
Organism: Brachypodium distachyon (stiff brome)
Lineage: Eukaryota; Viridiplantae; Streptophyta; Magnoliopsida; Poales; Poaceae
Product: U1 small nuclear ribonucleoprotein 70 kDa
Exons: 11
Coding region: 71-1498 (475 amino acids)
Biological process (GO): mRNA splicing, via spliceosome
Cellular component (GO): U2-type prespliceosome; U1 snRNP; precatalytic spliceosome
Molecular function (GO): mRNA binding; U1 snRNA binding
Source: RefSeq, a predicted model, not a curated record
CGGUUCUCCCUCCCUCUCUUCCCCCCAACCCGUACUCGCAUCGCGCCGCCGCCGCCGGGCCACCGCAGCGAUGGGCGACUACGGCAACGCGAUGAUGCGGGGCAACCCGGACGGCGGCGUGCAGGGCCGCCCCAAGGGGGUGGCCCGCGCCAACGUCCAGCAGCUCAAGCUCAUGGGACAGGGCCACCCGACGGGGCUCACGCCGAACCUGCUCAAGCUGUUCGAGGCUCGGCCGCCGCUGGAGCACAAGCCGCCCGUCGAGAAGCGCAAGCUGCCGGCCUACACAGGGAUGGCGCAAUUUGUGUCGCGGUUUGCAGAGCCUGGGGAUCAGGAGUACGCCCCUCCUGUCCCCACUUGCGAGACUAGGGCUGAAAAGAAGGAUAGAAUCCAGAAAUUUAAGCUUGAGCAGGGUGCAGCUAAGGUUGCUGAAGAUCUUCUGAAGUAUGACCCACAGAGUGACCCCAAUACCACUGGAGAUCCAUACAAAACGCUAUUUGUUGCAAGACUUAAUUAUGAGACGUCUGAAAGUAGGGUUAAGCGGGAGUUCGAAGCUUAUGGGCCUAUUAAAAGGGUACGGCUUGUAACUGACAAGGAAACAAAUAAACCUAGGGGAUAUGCAUUCAUAGAGUAUAUGCAUACUCGGGAUAUGAAAAAUGCUUACAAGCAAGCAGAUGGGAGAAAAGUAGACAACAAGAGGGUACUAGUUGAUGUGGAACGUGGUAGAACUGUUCCAAAUUGGCGUCCCAGGAGAUUAGGUGGUGGACUUGGAUCAAGCAGAAUUAGUGGUCAAAAUGCUGACCAGAAGCCCUCUGCUAGGGAACAACCAAGUGCUGGGCGCCCCAGAUCAGAGGAGCCUAAGAGGGAUGAUCGUCGUGUAGAUCGGGAUCGGGAGAAGUCUCGUGAAAGGGUACGCGAAAGAGAUCGAGAUGAGAAACCCCGUGAGCGCUCCCAUGACCGGACUCGUGAACGUGAUCCAAGAGAAGAGAGGCACCACCAUAGAGAUCGGGACAGGACUCGGGACAGGGACCGAGGAAGGGAUCGGGAAAAGGACCAUGGGCGUGACCGUGAUCGUCGUGAUAGAGAUAGAGACAGGGAUCGUGGUCGGGAUCAUGAUAGAGAAAAGGACCGUGGCCGCUCUCAUGACCGCCACCGUGAGAGAGGCAGGGACCGUGAGAGAGAUCAUGAGCGUCCAAGUCAUGAACGUGAACGCAGUCACUUGCAUGAGAGGGAUGCUGAUUAUGCCAAUGGUGAGCCAAAACAUGAUAGAAAGUUGUCUGAUUAUGGCCAAGAUUAUGGCUACAAUCAGCAUGAGCAACACAGAAGUCACGAGGCAUAUACUUAUGGUCAAGAUGGACGUGGGCAUGAAACAGAGCGCUCAAAGCGACAUGAGCAUGAGUACUAUCAGGCACAACCCAACACAGAACCUGAAGGCCCAGAGGAAGGCGAGGCAUAUGAGGAAGGAGACUACCAGUAUCAUCAAGCAGCAGAAGAGACAUGACUGAAAUUUGAUCACUGCAACGCUUAGUUGUUCUUGUGGGUGGGCUUCGAUAUUGGCUAAGGAACCAGAAAGCAUGUUUCCUUGGCUUGUGCUUCAGCUGUGCUUCUCCAAGCUGGAUAUCUGAUGCCUCUGGCUGUCUUUUGAACAUGUUAUGAGUAUACUGGUUGUCGGAAGUUGUACUCCAUUUCAGUUUUUGUAUGACAAAUGAUGCCUAUUGUUGUGGGUUUUGGUUUAUCACUGCAAGUACUCCACCCGUGAAUUUUUCUUCUUUUGAACUUAAAAGAACUAUGGCGUUCUGUUGGUGUACAAUUUGUUUAAGCAAUCUUCUUGAGAACGGCU